This is a messenger RNA of Lactuca sativa (garden lettuce), 943 nucleotides long. RefSeq names its product UPF0235 protein At5g63440. NCBI's taxonomy places the organism in Eukaryota, Viridiplantae, Streptophyta, Magnoliopsida, Asterales, Asteraceae. The record is from RefSeq and is a predicted model, not a curated record.
UAAAAUUCGCUGCUGAAUCCUUCUUUUGAGUACGUCUCCACUCUCCUGGUGAUAUCUGCUUUCUCCGGCUAGAUUUCCGAACUUCACCGGAGCCGGUGUGUGAGAUCGACAAGGAAGCAACAAUAUGCCGAAGAGGACGACUCACACAUACUCGAGCGAGGAUGCAGCACCAGAUGGACCAGAUUCCGAUCUCUUCGUCUAUUACUGCAAGCAUUGUAGUUCUCACGUCCUCAUUACCGAUACGCAAUUGCAGAAGAUGCCCAAACGAAAAACCGACAAAGCAUAUGCUUUGGACAAGAAAAAGCAUCUUACAAGAUUGAACAUAAAUGAAGCCGGAAAAAUUCUCCUAAAGAGGGGUGAAGGGAAAUUAGAAAAGCAAUUUCGUAUGAACUGUAUAGGUUGUGGACUCUUUGUUUGCUAUCGUUCUGAAGAAGACUUGGAAUCUGCCUCUUUCAUUUAUGUUGUUGAUGGUGCACUUAGUACAGUUGCUGCAGAAACUAAUCCCCAGGAUGCACCUGUGCCACCUUGCAUUUCUCAGUUAGAAGGAGGACUUGUCCAGGUGGCAAUUGAAGUGGAGGACAGAGCACAACGCUCAGCAAUCACAAGAGUGAAUGCUGAUGAUGUUAGAGUCACUGUGGCUGCACCUGCAGCACGUGGGGAAGCUAACAAUGAGCUUUUAGAAUUUAUGGGGAAGGUGUUAGGUUUGAGACUAAGUCAGAUGACACUUCAGAGAGGGUGGAAUAGCAAGUCUAAGCUUCUUGUGGUGGAAGAUUUGACAGGUAGACAGGUAUAUGAGAAACUGCUUGAAGCUGUGCAGCCUUGAACUAUGUGUGUGAUGUUUAUGUGUAAUUGGUUCAUGUCAAAUGUGUGUGACAUUUUUUGGCAAAGGACUUUGUUGAUUUUGAAUACUAAGAAUCUGAAUGAGUUGGAUUUGGAUUUACAA